AUGGACCACUACGAUGCUACUUUUCCUGAACAAGUUGUUGAAUAUGAAGAAAUACUUGAAGAACAAAAUGUAAUUGAGGAUGGACAAUAUUACGAGGAAGAUGUAAUUAUUGAAAGUACAUCAGAUCAUCCAGAAUCUUCUUCAAAUAUUUAUUAUGGACAAAAUGAGCAAAAAUCUUCUACACCUUUCCGUCCAUUAAAUUCAAUUUCGACGGGGCGAGUUCAACCAAUUGGAAAUAUACAAAAUAUUAAAACAAAAAUUGGAACAUCUUUGGUUUAUACACCUCCAUCUAUUGCAAAUAUUAAGAGGGAACCAACAUCCUUUUCUGCUAAUUUUGCUAGCAUUUUUCCUGCAAAAUCGCCAAAACCUGCAAAAAUACGUAAAGUAGCAAGCAAAAGAAAGCCUUGUAAUUGCACAAAAUCGAUGUGUUUAAAGCUUUAUUGUGAUUGUUUUGCUAGUGGAGAAUUUUGUUUGGAUUGUAAUUGUAGGGAUUGUCAUAAUAAUUUGGAGCAUGAAUCUGAAAGAAGUAGAGCAAUAAAGUCUUCGUUAGAAAGAAAUCCUAGCGCUUUUAAACCUAAAAUUGGUGUUGCUGCAAAAGCGAUUGGAAAGGCAAUUGAUAUGGAAAGAUUACAUCAAAAAGGAUGUCAUUGUAAAAAGUCUAAUUGUUUGAAGAAUUAUUGUGAAUGUUAUGAGGCAAAAGUGCCCUGUACUGAACGGUGUAAAUGUAUUGCUUGCAAGUUAAUUUUUUUUUAA
Messenger RNA from Meloidogyne enterolobii, 753 nucleotides. Lineage: Eukaryota; Metazoa; Nematoda; Chromadorea; Rhabditida; Meloidogynidae. The record is from the annotation of a GenBank genome assembly.